UCCCCCGUCCCUAAGCUGCACAGCUCCUUACAACCCCUCUGAGCCAGCCUGACAGAGAGAGCGCGUGUGUGUGUGUGUGUGUGUGGGACAGAGAGGCAGCCAAGAUGAGAGUGUGAAGCAGUGAGAGGGAAAACCUAGAAAGAACAGCAAAGGCGAUCAAACACUAGGGUAAGGGAGACGGGGAAGCAAAGAGCCAGAGCAGAGAGGAGGACAGAGAAGACAAGACAGGGGGAGAGGGGAGGGAGAGUGUAACGUAUGACUGUACUAUGUUUGAUUUGUCCUGGUGCAAAAGUCAAGAGAUGCAUUGAAUAGAUGACCAGCCACUACACACACCAGCAUCCUGUCCUGGACCCUUGACAGGAGGGGAGAAGAACAUCACAAACACUCAAAGGCAAAACACACUCUUCAAGCAGUCCCACAUCCACUGGAUCAUGUCGUCAACUGGGUCGACAAACCACAAAAUGCGUCUGGCAUCAGAGACAGACAACUCUCAGAGGCUGCUGGACAAUGAUUCAUCACAGCACCUGAAGUCGAGGGAGAGACAGCGCUUUUUUGAGGAGGUCUAUCAGCAUGAUUUGGAAAACUAUCUGCCUUCUUCUCACCUGCAGAUCGACUGCAGGAAACCCCCCAUGGGAAGUAUCUCCUCUAUGGAGGUGAACGUGGAUGUUCUGGAGCAGAUGGACCUGAUGGACAUCUCUGACCAGGAAGCACUCGAUGUUUUCCUAAAUUCCGGCUCCAGUGCAGAUGAAGGACAGCUGGCAUCUCCAUUACCAGAGGGUGAAGAAGAAGAAGAAGAAGAAGACGAAGAGGAGGAGGACGAUGAAGAUGCAGAGGUCGUCUACAGGGAGCGGGCGACUUUAAAACGGCAACAGGAAGUGCAACGCAGCUCUAAAUCACGCAUGUCCUCCACAUCAUCUGGCUCCUGCGAUACCAGCGAGGGUGGAGCCGACACACCCGUGAUCCAGUCCGAUGAUGAAGAAGUUCAUGCCGACACUUUGCUGCUCACAUCUGUUCCUCACACCAGGGAUGAAGAAACAGAGGAGGAAGACGAAGAGGAAAGAUGCCGCGGAACAAAAUCUUCCUAAAGACUGAACUUGACUCUAUUUAGAUACACGGAAUCUAUCUCUCUGCCACUCUGAAGUCCCCUUUUAAGGAGGAAAUCCUAGCUUGGCAGACCCGGCCAUGAUUUGCUGUCUUUAUGAAUGUUUUCCUGAGUACAUCUUUCCUAAUUAAAGUACGUUCCUACUAAAGUACUCUAUUUGAUGUGACUGUUGAAUAUCUUGGCAAUGAUGACAUUCAUGAGCAAACUAGACGAGUCAUCCCUCUCACAUUCACUUACCUUUAAUGGUUAAAAUAAUAAAAUAGAAUAACUGUCAGCUCAAGUUUUUGUCGUCCUACCGCCUGAGGGAAACCCCUUUCAUGCCCAUUGUGCACUUGAAAGCACAGGCUAUUUGAAGACUGCAGUGCAUCUCCUCUUUACUCAAGUAGAAGGACAGAACCAGGCAAAGCCACAUCGAGUGAAAUGUGGAUAAAGGAAUUCAAAUGCAUAUAACUGCAUCUAAAGUCUUAGUACCUUGGAUGCUGCUCGUCUUAUAUGGCACUGAGAUUAAAUAGCAUCCCCUUAUGAAUACAACACCUGCUCUAUGGUAUUGAAAAUGGCUUUGGAUUGAGACUGAGUUCACUAGCAAGGACCACGCCACAACAGAUCCAAAGGCUCAAAGAUACCGUAACUGCUGGAAUUAUGCAUCCUAUUGUGUUUCCAGUGGAUCUCCAUGAGGCGAGCUUUAUUUUGUUGACAAAAUGUAGCGUAUCAUGACUUUACCGCCGCGUGCAUGUGCGACUCUUUACAGUGUCAUGAAUGGAACUGUGUCUGUAAAUGCAUGCCAUUUUGUUCCUGUUUGUCAGUGACUCAUUUAUUCGUUUUUCAGUUGGGUUGCUUCAAAGCGAUACUUGACUGAACUAUGCAGGUGGCCCAUGGACUUGAUGCCAAGUUUCACCUAUAGUACAUGUGACAGGAGUUGAAUAAGGGUUCACCUGAUCAGCUGAAAUGAUUUAUAUGUUUCUUCUGUGUGUGUCUAAGUGUUUGUUCGGAUGAUUAACGAUAUGGGUGUGCGUAUACAAGGGUGGGGAUGGUAAACAAUAAAAUAUGUAUUAAUAGUUGAGCCAACUGCAUCGUUCAAAACAACCUUUUCAUGGUGUUCAACGCUUCCCGUAUCUGUAAAGCUCAUGAGAAAUGGAAUUAAAAUGUAACAGGAGUCAUUACAGUUGGGUUAA
Labrus mixtus (cuckoo wrasse) is the source of this 2274-nucleotide messenger RNA. Its product is annotated as dysbindin-like. The transcript is spliced from 5 exons. Gene Ontology annotation, cellular component: cytoplasm. Gene Ontology annotation, biological process: negative regulation of protein kinase activity. The record is from RefSeq and is a predicted model, not a curated record. NCBI's taxonomy places the organism in Eukaryota, Metazoa, Chordata, Actinopteri, Labriformes, Labridae. Bases 432 to 1085 code for a protein of 217 amino acids.